GUUUCCACCAUCAGCAAGUUCUUUUCUUCUGCAACAGUUCUCGCAGUAUGGAAGUAUUUUAAAACACGAAGUAUGUUAUUAUGUAAAGUUUAAACAUUUUUUGGAAGGAAGUUCUAUUUGGUAUAGCCUUUCUGUGUUUUAUUAUCGUUUUAUCAAGGUUGCCUCAAGUGGAAAUUGGAUGCACAUAAAAUACCAAUCAAAACUUCAAGCCAAAAAGGUAGCUGCAAAAUUCCAUUUUCUCAACACACAGUAUUCAUCACCACUAUUGUUGCUGUCAGCAGCAUCAUUACCACUAUAAUAAUGAUUAAUUAUCACCACAACCAUCAUCACCAUAAUCACCAUCAUAUCACCACAACCUUUAUCACUGUAACCAUCAUCACCAUAACCAUAUCAUCACCAUAACCACCAUAACCAUAUCAUCACCAUAUCAUCACCAUAACCAUAUCACCAUGACCAUAUUAUCACCAUAACCAUAUCAUCACCAUAACCAUAUCAUCACCAUAACCAUAUCAUCACCAUAACCAUAUCAUCACCAUAACCAUAUCAUCACCAUAACCAUAUCACCAUAACUAUAUCAUCACCAUAUCAUAAUAACCAUAUCAUCACCCUAACCAUAUCAUCACCAUAACCAUAUCAUCACCAUAACCAUAUCAUUACCAUAACCAUAUCAUCACCAUAUCAUAAUAACCAUAUCAUCACCAUAACCAUAUCAUCACCAUAACCAUAUCAUCACCAUAUCAUCACUAUAACCAUAUCAUCACCAUAACCAUAUCAUCACCAUAACCAUAUCACAUCCUUCAUCACCAUAACCAUCAUCACCAUAACCAUAUCAUCAUCAUGACCAUAUCAUCACAACCUUCAUCACCAUAACCAUAUCAUCACCAUAUCAUUACCAUAACCAUAUCAUCACCAUAACCAUGUCAUCACCAUAACCAUAUCAUCACAACCUUCAUCACUGUAACCAUCAUCACUGUACUGUCAACAUCAUUUGUGCACCAUCAAUAUCAUAUUAAGUAACAUGAUCACCAUUUAUGACAAAGAAAGUCGUCACCACCACCAUCAUUACAGUAACAUAUGUACUAAAAUUUCUUUGUUGAUGGUUUUGAUUAAUUUGGUUUUUAAUUGUCAAAGGCAUUGAGCAAAAAUGGGAAAAUAUUUGGCAACAAUAUGAUGGUCGGUGUUAAACAAUGCAUUGAUAAGGUAGUGGCAAUAAUAAGAACUGAUGCUUCGUAUUGAUAGGGGUGCAAGUACUUGAAAAAUACAAGGAAAACGUCGACGCUUUGAGCGAAGGCCCUUUCUCCUUGUAUUUUUUAGGGAAUUGCAUAUCCCUAUCAAUCCGAAGCUUUCUUUUCCCACUUUUAAGUUUUUCCCUUUAUUGUAUUCUUAAAAUCUUGUGGAUUUGUCAUUUCUUUCCUGCUGUAUAGAGUUUUAUGUUUGAAACUGGCAAAGAGAACCUUCCAACCUCAGCCACAACCUCGCUGUCUGUAUCAAGUGAUGUCGCUGUUCCUUCGCCAUCCAGAAAAACGCCCAUACGGCCUUUAACUGCGGCCUAUCAAGCAGCCAGUAGUGACAUUGAGGUACACACUAUGAUAGAGUAGGGUUUUGUAGACAGAAAUUGCGAGUGUGAAUUUUAUACAUUCAUCAGACUCACCCAAUAAGAGGUUGCCCUCAUUGGACCUAUUGGUAGAAAAGUUUAGAACUGGUAGAGCUGCUCAUACGUGCAAGUAAACAUAAUUACGAAGCUAAUUUUGUACGAGUUCCACUUCAGCACAAGCUCAUAUACUAAUCUAUAUUUUCAGGUUUCUGGGAGUACGUCAAACACCCCACAAAAGAAUAACAACUUGGUUUCCAAAGCUAUGGAGUACGUUUUUGGAUGGUAAUUACACGAAAUAGCCCUUCUGCAUUCAAAUUAUCGACUCUCUAUGAAAAACCAAUCUAGUAUAAUUGUAAAAAGCAAUACUCGGAAAAUCAAAAUAACUGUACAGUUGCACAGCAUGAUACCAUAAAUAAUAUCUCUGUUCAGUGGCCUAAUGGUCUAUUUGUCAUAACUUUAUUAUAGUAAAAUAAUACUGUAUAGUUAAAGCUGGUUUGCAUUUUAAAAGUUUCUGUGAUCACAGUGAUCGGAAUUUUGCGUAGGUGUAUUCUAUGUUUUGAAGGAUUUGUAAGAAGAGGGGACUCAUGACUAAAUUCUCUCAAACAUUUCUUACAAAUCCUUCAAAACUUAGAAUUUGCCUGUGCUGAAAAUUCCUACUUGGAAUUUGCCUAUACAAAAUUUCUAAUUCCUAUUACAGAAAGUUUGAUAGUGCAAACCAGUCUUUACCAAAAUGAAUCUUAUAUGUGGUAUAGCUAUAUGUAAAUUUCAACCAAAAACGGAACUUGCGGAUUAGGUACAGCACAAAAAAGAAACAAUAUAUAAGUUGCCGACAUGUUUAAAAUAGACACAUGUAUAGCCAGAGGAUUAAACGGAUGAGUGGACAAAAGAUAUAUUGCCGCCUGGUUUCCUAAUUGUCCAAUAAUGGUUCCUUAUUGCAAUACCUUAUUUACAUAAUAAUAAACAUUUUGUGAUAGAAAUUCUUGAGAGUCCAUGCUAUAAUAUGUCUGAAAAGUGUUUGAUCAACCGAUGAAUAUAUUUUGUAAAGUACGAAGGCUAGUAUAUAUACGAAUGUGAUUACAGGCUUUAAACUACACCGGAUAGCUUUUCGUAGCGACGUGGAUAAACAACUAUCCGUACCUUGUAGGAAUGCUAUUUUCACAGGAAUUAUUGCAACGGAGAGAUGUUUUUUCGCUCAGCUUCUGAAAGUUAUACAUUCUGUGCCGGAUAAGUGCUUUUUCGCGCCGCUACGGAAUGCUAUCGGAUACAAUGUAGCCACAGUUUUUUCUUCUUUCAAAAAGUCUCGUUCUCGGGCGUGCACGUGCAAACGCUAUAAGUUUCCAUUGCGUGAAGACCAUUUUCAAAAUUUUGCGUUUUCGGCUUGCUUGGUCCGUUGGUCGGCAUUUGACAUGUGGACGAAAUUUUGAAACGAAUCGGUACGAUACCGACCCAGUCGCAUUAAUUAGCCCCAUCCACACAGAAACUAUAUGAUAGAGACGGACUGAUGACGUCUUUAUUACGUCACUGGAGUAUUUUCUUUCACGUGCGAGAAAUGGGAGAAAAGACGCGUUCUGGGUUCGAUUCUAUCAUGACACUGUACGUGCCAGAUAGCUUCCCGUAGCGACGUGAAAAACUGACCUAUCCGUACCUUUUAGGGGCCGAUUACAUGGAGCAUUUUCAACCCCAGGGUUGAACUCAGCCCUGUUUACCGGGUUGAAAUUUCAGCCCUGUCUGUAAUACAAAACUCUAUCAAAAUCAAACGCGCGAUUACAUGACAAAAUUUUCAACCCCGGGGCUGAACUCAGCCCUGGGUUGAAAAUUUUGUUAUGUAAUCGUUUCAACGCAGGGCUGAAAUUAUCAUGAGUUAUUCGAGCAUACGUGGUAGUGAUUAUUAAUUAUUACAUGAAAACAAAAUAAAGGCUUUUUUACUUCGGCGAAUCGAUACAGAGAACGUAUAGUAUAGCGUUUCAACCCUGGGGUUGAAAUCGUCCAUGUAAUCGCAAAAAAUUUCAACCCGGUUAACAGGGCUGAGUUCAACCCCAGGGUUGAAAGUUCUCCAUGUAAUCGGCCCCUUAGGAACGCUAUUUUCAGAGGAAUUAUUGCAACGGAGAGAUGUUGUUUCACUCAGCUUCUGAAAGUUGUACAUUCUGUAUCGAAUAGAUGCUUUUUCGCGCCGCUACCGGAAAAGCUGUCCGGUAUAGUGGAUACUCGCAUGUUAGACGAAUCGCCGAAUGCCUCCAGUGUCACUCUUAGACAUCACGUGGUGCUCCCGUUUCCUCUUGUACUAACACAGAAGCAAUAUGGAAUAUAUGGGUCUUACCGGAUUUUAGAGAGAACAGUUUAGAACUGAUAUAACUAUCAAGUAUAAACACAACCAAUCUAGUUCUUGUUCCCUACUUUAGUAACACUUUGCCACAGUAAGUAAGAGAUGGCCCUUGCUGGACUCAGAGCCGCAGAGAGAAUUCGCGGGCCCGGGGCAAAUCUUCCCUGGGGGCCCCAUGUCAUCGUUAUUUAGACUGCAUGUGGAGGUAGUGUAAGGGGUAAAGAUGCUCUGACCAAUAUAAAGAACCUACUCAAUUUUAGGCUUUCGCUCUCAAGUUUGGCCCUAUUUAGGUGGGGGUCCGGGGCAAUCCCCUCCCCCCUCCUGCCCCCCUCUUGGCGGCCCUAGCUAGAUCUCUAGGAAGAACAUGGUCAUACAGCCGUUAAAUUAAAACGUCCCUUUUGUUGCAUGUUUGCGACUGGAUUUGAAGUUCUGUUGCCAUGGAAUUCGUUUCAUAUUAAAAUCGUUCCCUCAAAAUAUAUCAAGUUUACAGCUCACCGUUUGUAAUGCAAAUCAGUAUUUAUUUGCAACAUUUCGACAUCUGACACCAGCUUGAGACCUAUCCCAAGAUGCAAUGCUGUCGCGGUGCUUAUGACUUGAUUGACAGCUGCGAUAUGUCUAAGGAUAAGGCGGAAAGCGGAACUCUCAGAGAGAAAGAAAAGCUUACAACAAACAUGCUUAAAAUCGAAAAUGUUGCCUUCUUUUCACCGAUAACGUGAAGCUUUCGCAUCGGUAAGUCUCGGUACGGCUUGUCUGUGAGUGUCGUUGAGAAAUUGCCACGAUUUAUGGGCGAAUUUCAAGGCUAUACGUUCGGUUUCCUAGACAAUGUAAGGGCUGAGUAAUCAUUAUGGGGAGGGUUCUAUUAGCAAUAUAUACUCAAAGUCUGUCGUCUGAAUUUGGUGGGUUUUCGCAUGGUAAAUGCUGAUUUUAUAAUUUUUAUGGAUGGGAUAAAGGCUAUAUUAUGCAUUAGUGGAAGAAUUUUCCUGAUCCGAGCAUUUUGGCUUAAAAUAAAAAUAUUUAAAUGAAUAUUGUCUAUAUAUACAUUACGGCUAUAUAGGCAUAUAGUCGCAGCUUGUAGUGACGUCAGGGCAGUAGAGACUUUUAUCUAAAGCGAGCCAAUCAGCGUCGAGUUGUGGCCAAGCUCGUGUUGCUUCGUGGGAAGCGGAGAGAUCACUUGUGAACAACACUCUGUUCGAAAGAAUACGUAUAUCAUACAUAGUGCUGUAAAAUUGUUGAAUUUUGCUGGUUUUGCUUAAAAAUCUCCGGUUUUCUUUACGGAUCGUGUUUCGAGAAUGAACGACGGCUCUCUGAGAGGUAUUAUAUUUGAAAAUUGGUUAAAAACCGAGCCGUGUGCAGCGACGAUAGUUGACCGUUCGCGACCCUUGAGUGUUGGCUUGUUUUGACUGUUUUCUUGUGUUUUCUGUGCAAUCUUUAACUAAAUUUGCUUUCCUUUUACAUUCUAGUUGCCCCGAGGAGGUUCUCCGAGGAUGGCAUGAAUAAUAUGGUAAGAUAUUUCACGAUUUCGCGGCGAAAACCGAGCCUUGUUUACCACGCUCAAAUUUGAAUGACUUGUGUAACACACAAAUUGCUGUUUUGUGCUAACGUCGUUUCGCUAACAAAAUACACCAUUUACUUCGUUUUUUAGAACGUACCCGAACCAAAAAAGCAACGGAGAAGUUUAGAAGAGUUCAACUCGUUUUGCAGCUAUGUAUUAGCUUACGAAGCUCGACUACAAGAGGUGUGUGGCUGAUUCUCUUCGACUCAUUGUUAAUGUUGUGGUGUUUUCUGUGCGUUAAAAUGUUGCUUAAGCGUACAGUUCUGCCUUUAUUUUGACACUGUCUAUUUUAUUAUUCCUUCGUGUAUGUUGGUAAAGCGAUCGAGCUAAAAAUAUGAACAAGAACCCACAUUUUUCUUGCAAGCAUUUCGGCCAUGCGAAUUUUUACUCGUAUGUGUUGUCGUGUGUUCUGUGGCGUUAAACCUCUACAAAACCUUAUCAUUUUGUCGUUAUUUUUAAAUGAUCUUUCCCCCUACGUCUUGUUGUUUGUUGUUUAAGCGGUGGAGUUAAAAAUCCGAAACGGAACCCGUACUUUUUUUGCAAAAUUUUUCGAACAUUCUUGCAUGCGAACUUGCAAGAUGGCGCUGUUGUCUUUAUAUAAAUUCUUUGUGUUGCUUUACCGUAGGAACGGCGACGAAGGCAAAGUCCAAAAUCGUCAGGAGAGGAAAGCACAAGUUCUAGUACAGAUUCGGCUUACAGCGAAAGCAUUUCGUCGCCAGAUAGUUCAGACGAACGACUUUUGGACAACGUUGAUGAAGAAUACGACUCAGGUUUGUCAUACAAGUACAAAUUGAAAUCGUCGUUCGGACGUCGUACCAUUUCCCCAACGCUUAAAAUUUUGAUUUUAUGCUCUGAGAUGGAGCUAUUUUUUAUACCUGUUAGAAUGCUUGUAUUUCCAAGUCGUUCUCAGCCUAACUUCAGUUAAAUUUGUGUUCUUUCAUUUCUGCCAUAAAUUGAUAAAUGUACGUAUUUGACAAAAUUUUGAGACGUUAUUCGCGCGUCAUGUCUGCUCCCCAAUGUUUAAAAUUUUGAUUUUAUGCCCUAGAGUUAAGCUAAUACAUUGUCUAAGUAAGCCUUCUUCUACUCCUGUGAGUUUUCGAGCUUUAUUUGUGUUGAUUUUGUUUUUUUUCGACCACUUUAGGUGACGAAUCGUGGAAUAAAGUAACGUGUUUUUGCGAGAAGCCUUUCGCAGGUAUGCCGUGAUAUUUUCGUGCUUUCUACUCGAAAGUUUUCCUAUAUUAAUACAUACCAUUUGCUUUAAAAGGCCCGUCUUGAUAAACAACAACAAUUUAAGCCCUUAUCCUAGAUUUUUCGAGCAAAAUUGUCACACAAACCGUUUGCAAAAUUACGAUGUAUUUUGCGGACAAGUUCGAGUCCGUGUUUUUUGCUGGUGCCCUUGCAAUGAAAUUUCAACUUAUUUUGAUUUUUGACAGCCGUUUUGAUCUGCCCGUAUAAACAGUUUUGAAACCGUAUUUAUUUUGCUAUAUAACGUAGAUUUUACUACAACUUUAAGCCCGCUCCAAAGUUCGUUUCAUUUGAACGAUUUACUAACAAAUUGAGCGGUGUUUAACAUGAACUUUUUGUGAUCCCAUUGUGUUGCAACUAGUUUGUUUAUAAACGAAAAAAAUUGUCACUGUUUCUUUUUAAAAAUAGCUGCAUACGGUUGUUAUAAAGCGAGCACAGUUCGCUGUCUUACAUAUUUCCCCCAUUUUUUAACCCGGAAAAGCGUUAAAAAUCAUUUCAACCACAGAAAUAUGCGAGUCAAGUGUAAUACCGGUUUUGCACGAAACGUUGUCAUUCUAAUAAUGAUGGCUGAAUUAUGUUAAAUUUAGUGGAAUUAGGGGGCUUUAACUCUCUUAAAACUACUUCAAAUAACGUUUUCAGUGUUGAUGUUGUAGUGUUAUUUCAUAGUUUGUUAUUAUUAAGACGCCUUGUGUCAUGUUUUGUGGGAUUUUAAAUUGUCAAUAAAUAAUCAAUCCCAAAACAGUUGGCCCAGGAAUGUUUUGGUGUCAGUCGCUUCUUGCUUACAUACACGAAAUUGUAUGGACUAUAUGUUUUGUUUAUUUCUUGUUUUUUAUAUGAUAUGUUUACGAUAUGUCUUGGCAACAAAAAACAACGAUUUCUAUCCUCCCCCCAGGGAUUUUGUCCUUACUGUAAAAUAUGUUGAGUGUAUUUUUUUGCCUUCCCCUUUGGAGACUUUUGUCGUACCAGCAUAUCCACAGUUGGUCACGAGAAGACUUUUUCCAGUUUGAGUCUAGCUAGCCAAAUGCUGUCCAUGUUCUCUCCUGGUACAAGGGUUUCCUGCUGUAGUAACACUAUACCGGCACCAAUAAACAGUGACAUUUAACCUAACCUCUGUCGAAAACAAUUUAGAUCUGAUAGAGAUAUCCAGUAUAAGUAAUGUCCAACACAAGAUAUAUUGAGAUUGAUAAAUACAUUAAAUAAUCGAGUGCGAGCAUUCGCCCCUUCAUGAGUAAAAUUGUCUGCUAUUAAGAGUAAAAUAGUAAAGGACACAUCAAGGUGCAUAUUUUCAUCAUAAAGGGUUAACAGGAUAAAUGGGCAGAUUAAACCAUUGAGCAGCAGUACUCUCUCCUUGACUUGUAAAAUCAUCUGGCAUUAGACAGAGUAAAAUAAUAAAGUAGGGCACAUCAAGAUGUAUUUGCCACUAAGGGUUAAGGUUGAUUUACACUACACAACGUUUGACUAAAACAGUCGCAUGUAAUCUGCUUACAACUUGAGUUGUACUGUGUAAAUCAAGCACACAACUCACCUACAACCUUGUACAACUAAGCACUUUUUAACAUUGUGAUUAUUUACUUCCUCAGGUCGGCCGAUGAUCGAGUGUUCGGAGUGUUUAAUUUGGAUCCAUCUUUCGUGUGCAAAAAUCCGAAAAUCAAACGUCCCUGAAGUUUUUGUGUGUCAGAAGUGCCGCGAUGCAAGACACACGAUGAGGAGGUCGCAACGAGUAAAGACCACGCCUAGUCCAAAGCGUACGUGA
Paramuricea clavata is the source of this 8464-nucleotide messenger RNA. NCBI's taxonomy places the organism in Eukaryota, Metazoa, Cnidaria, Anthozoa, Malacalcyonacea, Plexauridae. The record is from the annotation of a GenBank genome assembly.